Coregonus clupeaformis (lake whitefish) is the source of this 3366-nucleotide messenger RNA. Its product is annotated as mitogen-activated protein kinase kinase kinase 7-like. The record is from RefSeq and is a predicted model, not a curated record. Bases 242 to 1780 code for a protein of 512 amino acids. Gene Ontology annotation, biological process: JNK cascade; positive regulation of canonical NF-kappaB signal transduction; protein phosphorylation. Gene Ontology annotation, molecular function: MAP kinase kinase kinase activity; ATP binding; magnesium ion binding. The transcript has 15 exons. Lineage: Eukaryota; Metazoa; Chordata; Actinopteri; Salmoniformes; Salmonidae.
ACGGCAUUUGUUUUCACUCUGACAUUAUCAAACUCGUACUAAUUUGCUAUUCACGCCAUUUGAUUUUCCACGUUGGAUGUAACAAAACUAUUCAUACAUAAUGAUGAUAAACAGCUGAUCCUAGUUUAUCGCUUUUGAUACAAUGUAACUCUUCCUCCUGAGUGUUCGAAACAGCGGCUCGCUGGAGCAGACAGCUUCAUACUUCCUGAUUUUGCUCUGCGGAAUCCUUACCGCCUUCGAGAUGCUUGAGACACCUCCUGGAUAUCCCUUCGAAGAGAUAGAAUAUGAGGACAUAGAAGUUGAAGAGGUUGUUGGCAGAGGAACAUUUGGAGUUGUAUUUAAGGCCAAAUGGAAAGGCAAAGAUGUUGCCAUCAAGACCAUAGAGAGCGAAUCUGAGAGGAAAGCUUUUGUAGUAGAGCUCCGCCAGCUUUCUAGAGUAAAUCACCCAAAUAUUGUGAAGCUCUAUGGCUCAUGUGAUAAUCCAGUGUGUCUUGUUAUGGAAUAUGCUGAGGGUGGCUCCUUAUACAAUGUGCUGCAUGGAGCUGAGCCCCUGCCCCAGUACAGUGCAUCCCACACUAUGAGCUGGUGUCUGCAGUGUGCUCAGGGGGUAUCCUAUCUCCACGCCAUGAAACCCAAGGCCCUCAUUCACAGAGACCUCAAACCACCCAAUCUGCUGCUUGUACAGGGUGGCACAGUGUUGAAGAUCUGUGACUUUGGGACAGCCUGUGACAUCCAGACACACAUGACCAACAACAAAGGAAGUGCAGCGUGGAUGGCACCAGAAGUGUUUGAAGGCAGUAACUACAGUGAGAAGUGUGAUGUGUUCAGCUGGGGCAUCAUCCUGUGGGAGGUGAUCACUCGUAGAAAACCCUUUGACGAGAUUGGAGGAUCGGCCUUCUGCAUCAUGUGGGCCGUGCACAGAGGGACUCGGCCCCCCCUGAUAAAGGACCUCCCGGAGCCCAUAGAGAAUCUGAUGACACACUGCUGGGACAAAGACCCUGCCCAGAGGCCCUCCAUGGAGGAGGUCAAGCACACCAUGGCAAGCCUCAUGAAGUACUUCCCAGAGUCUGAUGAGCCUCUCCAGUACCCUCACCAGUGUCCAGGCAACAGUAGGAGUGGCUCCUCCUCAGCCACAAGCACAGGUUCCUAUGCAGACAACACUAUCAACAGCUACAGAACUGAAAGCAACAUGGAACACGGAACAAACUGUCAAGGGAGAGAUGACACCCUGAAAAUCACUGAAGCUAGAUUUCCACUUCAGUUCAAACCAUCAAAGGGGGGUACAUUACGCCCCAGCCUGCCCUUGUCCAGAAGGGCUAGUGUGGAAAGCCUGCCUGAGCGUGAGCGUACCCAGAGUCCUGCCCCCACUGAGUUCAAAGGGCAAUGUGCUGACCAAUCGGGGCUAGAGCUGAGGGUGCCUAUCAGUCCCACAGAUAUGAAUGGCUUGGACAGCUCCAUCCCCAUGGCUUAUCUGACACUGGAUCACCAGCUGCAGCCCCUGGCCCCGUUCUCUAACUCCAAAGAGUCCAUGGCUGUGUUUGAGCAGCACUGCAGAAUGGCCCAGGAGUACCUUAAAGUGCAGACUGAAAUCGCCCUGCUCACCCAAAGAAAGAAGGAGCUGAUCUCUGAGCUGCACCAGGAUGAGAAGGAGCAGCAGAACACGUCCCGUCUGAUUCAGGAGCACACCAAACUGUUUGACGAGAACAAGAGUCUCUCCACCUACUUCCACAUUUGUAAGAACAAGCUGGAGCGGAUCCAGAGUCAGCAACAGAAGAGUUAGAAUGCCUCCUGAUGUGUGGCUGUUGCCCUAGAACUGUCCUCAGAUCAGCAGCAGCUGAAGACACUGUCUGUCAAGUGGCCAUUUUGUGAUGUCUCUUCUGUCGACCCUCAGCUGUUUUGGGAUCGGCUGCAGCCAAAUAUACCUGGCAUAUUUGUGAUGAAUGCUUCAAAUUGCUCAUCAAACUGUUUUCGGAUGAGCAGCUAAAGAGAUUGAAAACUUCCAUGUUGCUCUUAAACUGUUCUUGGAUCAUUGGCCAAAGAGAAAAGCCAUGCUAUUAUGAAUGUUUUGUAGAUCCUCAACUGAUCCACAGUCAGCAGCAGACCGCACACAGCAGGUCUCCCCUCAGGUCCUUGCUCCCCAAUGCGCUGUACAGUUAAGACACUCAAAGUGUCUCAAACCAGAGCUGCGUUCAGUACAACAAUGUUGUGCAAGACAUCUCAACAACAGCUCAGUUCAUUUCAUGUCUCGCAAAGAUGUCAUUCUAUUCUGCCAGAGGAACAGUGGACUCGUUGAACAAGGGAAGCCUGGAGGCCCUGUAACAUCUUCUCCUACUGUAGUUGUUGAUAUCCAAACUAAAAUGAGAUUGAUCUUGGGUCAGUUUUGUAUUCCCCUCCCCAAUGUUUAAAGUUAGGAUUUGAGGAGGACAAGCUGAUCCUAGAUCUGUGCCUAAGUUUAAUUUCUGCCCUUAGUGUGACAUCAAGGAAGUAUCAGAAAGGCUUUUGUAGAGCGUUGUUGGUGUUGUUAAGGUGGAUGACUUGCAGUAACACCUUAGACGACUUGAGGUGUUUCCUGUCUUGUGGCAGAUGACUGUCCCCUCCCCAGGGCUGUUGUAGAGGUGCUAGUAGUGAAAGAAGUGGCUCAUCUUGUUGUCCCUCUCUGGCUCGUACCUCUCUGUGACAGCUAGCUUUGUAUGGAGAUGACAUAUAGAUGACUAAGAUGUGCACAAAAGGCUCUCAUUUCAUAUAUAUUUGCAUCUUUUUAAAUUUCUAUAGCAUUCUUAUAUCUUUAUUCCCUUUUACAUAUGCACUGGCUCAUUGAGAAGUAAUGACAAAAAUUUAAUUGGAUCUUCGUUUUUAUGAAUUUUAUAGAGCCUAUACCUUACCAUGUUCAGUGAAUCAGCAAAGUUUUACAUUAGUUUUGAGAUCUUUCUCAAUCUUUCUGCCUUGGAGGUUUUAGAUAUAUUUUUUUCUCAUUGAGACAUUCUCUAAAUUUAGAAUGCCACAACCACUCAGUAUUAGUGUUUAUAUUUUGUUAAUUUAGUCAAUUAUUUCACUUUCGUAUUCACCCCUAUAGUGUUAAAUGUGUGUAUGCUGGUUGUGGACUAAGAGUUUGGGCUUGUUCUAGCACUUCCACCAAUGUGUUAUACACUUUUGUUUGCUUUAUUUGCCCUCUGUGUGCGUAUGUUCACAAGUUGCCUUAGGCUAUAUCUCACUCUCUGUACUGUAUUUUUUUAAAUAGCGUUUUGACUUUCAAAACCAGAAAGGUACUCUGUUGUCAAUGCACUUUUGAAUGUACAGUGAGCUCCAAAGGUAUUGGGACAUUGACACAUUUGUUGUUGUUUUGGCUCUGUACUCCAGCACUUUGGA